This is a messenger RNA of Paramecium octaurelia, 723 nucleotides long. The record is from the annotation of a GenBank genome assembly. Lineage: Eukaryota; Ciliophora; Oligohymenophorea; Peniculida; Parameciidae.
AUGAAUAAUUAUUAUUAAUUUAUCAACCAGAUAUCCAUCCCCAAAUAAGAACUCCAUAUCAAAGCCAUUCCUGAAGUCAUCAAUUUUAAUGCCAACAGCAACAUGUAUAUGAAUAAAAUCAAAUGUUAAACUCAAUUAACCAAUGAAAAUAAAAUUGAACAAAAUAUUAAGGUUUACAAAGAUUAAUCCACAUAAUGUGAAUUACUUACUUAAGAUUAGACUACCUAAUGCACACAACCAUCUCAACAAGAGGAAUAAUUCAUUUAACUUGUACAAUCUAAACUCACUUACACUAAUGAUUUGCUCUCAUAAAUGGAAUCCGUUGAUAUUAAUGACUUUUAACCAAGACAAGCAAUCUCUAUUUAACAAUCAAUAUAAUCUUCUUAGACAUUGAUGGCUUAUGUUUAAGAAAAUAAUAAUAAAAUAUAUGAAUAAUUGCUAGCAAAUCAAAAUUAGAGUUUUCUAAAUGUAUUGUCCUAAUUAACUAACAAUAAAGCAUUCGAUGAUUUAAAAAUUUAAAUAUAGCAAUAUUUAGAUGUUCUCAUCUUAAUCAACCAAGGAUUAACAGUCUAAAAUUUUAGAAAAAAUUAUAGCAUUGUAGAUUAAUUAUCAUUUAAUGAAAACUGUUUUGAACAAUAAUCACCAGGAUGGCUGUUAACACCUACAAUCAAAGUUGCUGACAGUUAGAAUUUCUCCACAGAUUCGCUCAUCAUCAAUAAAUGA